AUGCAGGGAGGAACACGGAACAAUGAGUCGGAGAUUUUGAAGUCCGCCAUCAACGAAGCGUACGGGAUGGACUUUGUUAAUGCCAAGCGAGUCCUCAAGACCAAGUACAAGCGGAAAAACAAAGAUGGCCUCACCCUAGCGGACCGGAUCCGGAUGAACCGUUACGGAAGCGGAUCUGCAGAUGGGGCGAAUGGCGAAAGGAACGACAGCGCAUUCGCCAGUGUGGAUAUAGCUGACUUUGCCAGUCUAGAAGAAAACGAGCGACGCUCCCCUACCCCUGAGCCAACCAUUUCACCAGGCCAAAACCAACGCCAAUCUCCUCCUAAAAAGCAUUCACCAUCCCAACCAGAUAUGGAUGACUCGCCCAGCACUAGAAAACGGUUAACAAAGCAAGGCUCUGGUCAUUCACUCUCAGCAACACCGCCCCUUCCACCAAUUAAAUCCAAUCAAUCAAGAAAUGAUUCCAGAAGCCGCCAUGAUUCGCCUCUUCCACAGGAAAGUCGCAGUAAACAACGUGAACCCCUACCUCCAAUCCAGCGACCACGUGACCCUCAUCAGGACGACGACGAAGAAGACGAUGACCCAUCGCGUCGUCAGGUCCAUCCUCCGAGAGAUUCUAGACAUUUUGACCCUGAUAUCGGCGUAGGUGUCCCUGUUGUAGGAACGGAGCGAAGAAGAGAACGAUCGCACACUCCUCCACCAAGAAGACGCCAUGAAUCAAGAUCUAGAUCCAGAUCUCCAAAGCAUGAUAUAGUUCCAGUUGUAGUACAUACUAAUGCAGAACAUCGCCGACGAAGUCGAUCACACUCCAAAAGAAGGCAAAGAAGUAGGUCAGAUUCCAGAAGAAGGCGAAGUCGCUCUGAUUCCAGAAAAAGACGAAGAAGUCGAUCGGACUCCAGAAAAAGGCACAUGAUUGUGGUUAAUCAUGUUCACUCAGACAGACAACGAAGCAGGUCGGAUUCAAGGAAAAGAAAGCACAGUCGUUCCGAUUCUCGCAAACGCAGAAGUCGUUCUAGAUCGCGUGGAAGACGAAGAAGCCGAUCAGAUUCUAGAAGGCGACGCAAAAGUCGGUCAAGUUCCAAAAACAGACCGAUUGUCGUGAAUAUUUCACCAAGUCGCAGAUCUCGAUCCAGAUCUCGAAAAAGAAAAUCUCGGUCUCGUUCACGAGAUCGCAAAAAUAAAAAAUCUCAGCCUCGAUCUCAUUCACCAAAACACAAACAUUCAAGGUCAAGGUCUCGAAAAAAGUCUCACUCUCGAAGUCGUAGGUCUCGUUCGUCCAGAUCAUCAUCGCCAGAAGUAAACAUAAACAUCAAGCAGGGUGAAAGUAGGGGUCGCUCGAAAAGCAGAAAGAAAAACAGAUCCAAACAUAGAACUCCCUCAGAGAAAAGGAAACAGUCAAAGCUUAGAAGAGACUCUUCUGGGUCUAUCUCCCCUGAGGUAACUGUCAACAAAAGUCGAAGUAAAAGCAGGGGACGCUCAAAAAAUAGAAAAGAAAAACAGAAUAAAAAGAAAAACCACAGUCCAUCAGGUGAAGAUACUGAAUCUCGAUCAAGAAGUCCCAAGAAAAAAGAAAAAUCUAACCAUAAGAAAAAGAAGUCUAGUCCGGAGCCGUCUGAUGAUGAGGAAGAGGAAACGCCUCCUCCAAGUCCAAAACCAAAGAAAAAAGCUGUAGCUAAAAAGAAGGAAAAACCAAAGAAAAAGGAAGCAACCCCGGAACCAUCUGAUGACGAAGACGAUAGUGAGGAGCCAGAAUCCCCACCUCCAAAACCGAAAAACAAAAAGAAGAAAUCCGAAUCUCCAAAACGAAAACCGAAAGAGAUUAAAUGGGAUCAUUCUUCUGAGUCAGAAAAAGAAAAUAAAGCACAGAAAGGAAAAUCAUUUAAAGUCCCUAAAGCAGCUGUUCCGACAAAGAGUAAACCACCAGCACAGAAGGCAGAAAGUUCAGCAAAUGUAGAGGUUAAGGCUGGCUCUAAGCCCAGACCACCAGUUUCAGAGGACAGCGAUGACAGCGAUGAUAUUCCGGAUGUUCUGUCCAGUCCAGUGCAGAGUAAAGCGGCUCCCCCGCCCCGGCCGCCCGUCACUACUGCUCCCCCCAAAAGGGAGCCCAAACCGGAGACGCCUGUGCCAUACUUUGAUAACACACCCAGGGUCCCUUCAAGAGAGGAUCGAGAUUUGCAGAGUGCUAUAGAACAGCUAGAUAAACUGUCAGAUUAUGAUUUGAAAAAUUUGGCGGGAAAGGGAGAUAACUCGCCAGCUCCACCUGUGGAUAAAACGGUAAUGAACAAGAUCAUGGGUAACGAAUUUCAGAAAAAUCUUGAUAAAUUUUUAUCAAGUUAAACUUACUAUAUAGAUGUGAUAGCAGACGUGAUACAAAUUAAUAUUUUUCAGUCAGUACAAUAUUAAUCAGAUAUAGAAUAUCUGUUUACAAUGCCACAUCUGUAUUAUGUGUUGUAUGUGUUGGUAUAUUUUAUGACAUGUACAGUUAGCUUGUCAGUGUCUUUCAUAUUUUUUGUAUAUGUAGUCUUCCCUCAAAAUAGUCUUUAAAUUCUUUAGAUUUUUUUUCAAGUAUAUGUUUUGCCCUAGUGUAGGUUAACUAGUGAUUUAAAAAAAAAAAAAAGAAAGUCCAAAUGUCUUACACAAAAUUAACACGUACCGUU
Molecule: messenger RNA, 2657 nt
Organism: Saccostrea cuccullata (small rock oyster)
Lineage: Eukaryota; Metazoa; Mollusca; Bivalvia; Ostreida; Ostreidae
Product: serine/arginine repetitive matrix protein 1-like
Exons: 5
Coding region: 1-2337 (778 amino acids)
Source: RefSeq, a predicted model, not a curated record